AUGAGUAACGGUCCUAUCCUCGCCGAAUCUCCCAAUAACAGCUGCUCCUGCGACUCCCGGAGCAGCGACGGCGUUGGCGCUGAUGUGAGCAGCAGGAGCAGCAGGAGCAGCAGUACCAGCGUCUCUCCUGCUGUCGAAUCCGCCAUUCUUCCAGCGAACGCGUCGCUAUCUUCUUCAUUCUUUGACAUCGCACCACCUGCUACUCGUACUGACACGCCACCACCUUCCCGCUCUUUUUUGAGCUUGCUUCAUUUCGCUUCCCUUACCAAGCGCCAGCAGCAGCAGCCGGCUUCUCGUGCUGGCGUGUCAGCAGUGGGAGGCUCGCUGCUUGAAUUGCUCGAUGAGGGGUGGUUCUCCAGCAAUGUCGCCGCUUGGCCCCAUGAUUCCAAUUUAACCACAAUCCAGGAAGCCGUUAACGAGACAGAGGAUGCUGAUAACGGGGAUGCGCUUCCAGGGGUCCCGGAAACGGGGAGGAUUGCGUGUGCGCACGUGGAUUUAAACGCUCCGAAUUUCGCCAGCAACUUCCGCGAAGGUGCAGGUGGUGCGGCAGUGGAGUGCGCUUGCGCGUCGGCUGAUGACCGAACCAGCGGGGGUGCUUCGGCUGUCUCCGAACCAAGCGGUUGUUCCAGGUCUGGCAGUCCCGAGCCGGACCCUGAAGGCAGCUUCGGAAAGUACCGGCGCCGCCGCGGCCGGUCGGGAAGCAGGCGGCGACCGAAGCGCAGCAGCAGCCUCGACGCGGCGCGCAUGUCAAGACGCGUGUCGAUGCCUCCGCAUCCCCCGCUUCCGGCGGACGAAGAGCAGCGGGAUUCGAUAGAGACGCGGAGCAGCGAUGGCGAAUGCUACGAGCGCACUGCCUCCCCUUACGCUUCGUCCGGGCGGGGAGCAUACGCGGAAAGGCGGGGAAGCGCUGGAGAACAUUUCUCCGCGUUCCACCCAUCUCCCCCUUUCCGAUGGUCCGCGGGAGGUACGGGGACGGCGGAAGCGGAGAAUGGAGCGGGUGGGGGGAGUUGCGGAAGCAGAAGUUCGGGGAAGCCGCGGUAUUUGCGCACGCGGAGUGUGUCGGAUUAUGACUCGGCGGAGUACGAGCGCAACAGCUCGAUGCGGCAAGGCGCAUAUGAGGCGGACGCGGACGCGGAAGGGGGGGACGGGCUCCCCUUGACGCCUUCCGCGCGUGCAAGAAGCCUGACAGAGGCUGACGUGGAGGAACUCCGGGGAUUCAUGGAUCUGGGGUUCAACUUCCGCCAGGCGGACAUGAGCGCGCGCAUGACCGCCACUCUCCCCGCGCUGCGCCUGUACCAGGCCGUGGGGAGCGUGCAACAGCGACUCAUCUCCCGCCACCAUCAUCACGCCGCUCCCGCUACAGCCGCUUCCGCCACAGCCGUGGGUGCUACAGAUGCGGAAGGUGCUCACGGUGCUGCUGGCGGUGCUGCGGACGGCAGCGUGACCGUUGGGGUUGGCAGCGGCACCUCGUCGCCACGGAUCUCGUGCUCCCCUGGGGACCCAUUCGUUGUCGCCCGCUCCUCUGAACCCCAUGCCAUGGUACGACCGCUUGCCUGA
Messenger RNA from Closterium sp. Yama58-4, 1557 nucleotides. The record is from the annotation of a GenBank genome assembly. NCBI's taxonomy places the organism in Eukaryota, Viridiplantae, Streptophyta, Zygnematophyceae, Desmidiales, Closteriaceae.